This is a messenger RNA of Brassicogethes aeneus, 2088 nucleotides long. The record is from the annotation of a GenBank genome assembly. NCBI's taxonomy places the organism in Eukaryota, Metazoa, Arthropoda, Insecta, Coleoptera, Nitidulidae.
AUGGGCAAAAAGACAAGAAGUAAUUCAAAUAUGAUUUUAUUUGGACCUGAAAUUGAUAUUGACGCUGAAAGUGCCAAAACUUUGCCAACAUAUGAAGAUGUUUUACGAUGCUAUGCAAGUGUGCGAUUAGAUUUAAAGGGUGACGGAAGUAAACAACCUGCAUCCUUAAUUGUUGCUGAAAUUGUGGCUCAAAAACUAGAAAAAUUGUGGCAGCGGGCCUCUUUACCAGUGUUGUCACGUCCACGGAUAAAAGACAUGAUCAUUAACUAUAAUAAUAAAUACCAAAAAAUUAUAAAACCAUUUAAAGGCAGACAAAAUACUAAUUUUACUGCCAAAUUAGAAAAGUUUAAGCUAGAUGCUCAGAAGUUAUUUGACAUUUGUUCCUGCAAAUGCUCAGACAAAACAUCAUGCAAGUGUGAAAAGUCCAAUAAAAUAUCGGCUUUAGAAUGGGAUUUUAUUAAAGAUCAAAGAGGUCCAAGAAAAAUGUAUAUUGGUAACGUCGAUAAAAAGGAAACUAACAAGCUUAAAAGAAAACAUGAAAGAUUGGCAAAAAGUGGCAACUUUAAUGAUGAUGCGAUUCCGAGCACAAGCGGACUACAAUCUUUUAAAGGAAAACUCUUAACUGAUAAUUCGUCAAGCGAUUCUACCAGUCCAAAGAACGUUGAUGAACCAAUGUUUGAGUGUAGAUAUUUAUUAGACAGUUUUGCACAAAGUACGGCAUCUGAAAAAAAGCCCAAACAAAUGAGACUAUCUUUGCCAAGUACAGCUAAAGCCGUAGAUAUGACAGGAGUUUCUAACAGAGCGGCCGCCAAAAUAGUAUCUGCUGUCCUAGUAGACCUUAAUAUAGUGAGCAAAAGCGAUCCAGAUAAAGUCGUAGACAAGAAUAAAAUUAGGCGGGAAAUUAAAAAGAACAGAUAUCGACUUCAAAGUCAGAACUCAGAUCUAUCUCAACAUUUAGACGGUCUAUAUUUUGAUGGCCGAAAAGAUCAUACUAUUGUUCAAGUUGGUAAUCGACGCAAAGAAAUUAUUGAAGAACACGUAGCUCUAAUACAAGAACCCAACGGAAAUUAUUUUGGACAUUUAUCGCUUAGUCCACCGGUUAAAGCGAUUGAUAUGGCUAACGGUAUACUUUCUUACAUUACCGAAAAAGGCAUUAGUCUUACAAACUUGAAAGUUAUAGGAUGUGAUGGUACCAAUCUAAAUACAGGAUGGAAAGGGGGUGUUAUUCGAAUAAUCGAAGAGAGGCUUCAAAGACCUUUGCAGUGGGCCAUAUGCUUACUUCAUGCAAACGAGUUGCCGUUAAGGCAUUUAUUGCAAAAAAUGGACGGUCACACGAAAGGUCCAUAUAAUUAUUCAGGACCCAUUGGUACUCUUCUGAACGACUGCGAAAAAGCUCCUAUUGUGAAGUUUAUUGCAAUAAAUAAUGACUUACCAGAAAUUGAUAUCAAAGACCUUAGUACAGACCAGCAAUAUUUGUAUUUAUUGUGCCAAGCCAUCAAAAAUGGAAAUUGUCCCAAAAAUUUAGCUGAACGGAAUCCUGGUAAGCUAGCCCACUCCAGAUGGGUAACCACAGCUAACAGGGUUCUUCGUUUAUAUGUUAGCACAGAAUACCCAUCAGAAAGCCUUAAGCUUAUAACAAACUUUAUCAUGAAACUUUACGCACCUAUGUGGUUUAAAAUAAAGACGAAACCACUAUUACAGGAUGGUGCUCGACACAUAUGGGAUAUGAUUAAAAUAUCUAGACAGUUCCCCGAGGCCGUAAGGAAUAUCAUCGAUAAAAUUAUAGAAGGAAAUUCGUAUUUUGCACAUCCUGAAAAUUUACUGGUUGCAAUGUUAACAGACCCUGAAAAAAAUAUUAGAGAGCUAGCAGUCCGGGAAAAUGCUGUUGAUGAUGCCGAAGUCUACUUUCUAGACAAGUCUAACCAGAUGAGGGUUCACUUACCAAAUCUAGCUAUUGCGUAUGAAAGAACAGGGGUGUCGGAUAAUACAGCAGCUAAUAUUGUGUCUGCAGUACUAAAAGAUAUUGGCAUCAUAACCCCAGAUAACCAAACACAAAUUAUAGAAACAGGAAUUAUUAAACAUGAAUAA